Messenger RNA from Gloeophyllum trabeum ATCC 11539, 876 nucleotides. RefSeq lists its product as uncharacterized. NCBI's taxonomy places the organism in Eukaryota, Fungi, Basidiomycota, Agaricomycetes, Gloeophyllales, Gloeophyllaceae. Bases 1 to 876 code for a protein of 291 amino acids. The record is from RefSeq and is a predicted model, not a curated record. The transcript is spliced from 14 exons.
AUGGAAUCUGUUGUUACCCUGCCGGAGGAGUCUACAACAAGGUAUUUGGCCUCCGCUUUCGGGUCCUUAUACUUCUGUCAUUUUUUAUCAACUAUUCCCUUGGAGGUGGAAGUCAUGUGGCCUACCAAGUGGACAUGGAUGAAGGCUAUGUAUAUGCUCGCCACUAUACGAAGCCUCAUUCAGAACCGGUACUCAGGCCUCGGAUACUCCAUCAUAACUAUCCUCCUCGCCUUCUCCGAUAUCGUAGAUGAGAGGGUUUUAGGGCCGAACACGAUCACCGAACUUUUUGUUGACAGGAAUGGUAUUAUGCAGAGCGUGUUCAUGAUAUACAAUGGCGUCAUGGUGGUCACAAUCAUCGAAGUUAUCUUGCAAAUGAGGCUGCACGCCUUCUUUGAGUAUCGUCGCGGCAUAAUUGCACUUGUAUCUAUUGCAUUUGCGGCGGAACUGGGUGGCACGCUAUACUUGAUUUUAUCAAAUACUUCCGGUGGAAUGUCAAACGCGCUGGGAUUCACCUUUUUACCGACUCUAGUCUUUGACGUCUUCAUGCUUUCCCUAUUCUUAUACAAAACAGUCCAGCAUUCAAAGACACGCCACGGGAUGGGUAUUCCAGCGUACUGGGGCUAUGGUGGAAGACUGGUGUUCAUACUAACGAGGGACACACUGUGGUACUAUCUUUGUGUCAUUGUCACUAUGGCCAUUGGCGUGGGCCUCAACCUAUCAUACAUAGAGAGCGGACUGACCGAACCGUAUACAUGGAUGGUGAUCAUUCCGGCUAUCCUGACGGACAACAUGAUCUUGAAUUUGCGCUAUGCGGGGAUGCGAGGGCUGACGGACAGCGAAUCUGUUGCUGUCGCCACGGACUUUCACUAUUCUUGA